AUGUCUCACACAUUCGAUGAAGACCUGCUUGCAACCGCGUUCAAUCACAACAGCGCCCUGAACGCAGUAAUUGCCGAUUUGAAACAGAGAAUUGCUACAUUGGAGGCGAGAAAUGCGCAUCUGGUCACUGAGAGCAAAACUGUCAAGGCCGACAGGGACCUCCACCAAGGACAAUUGUCUCUGAAAUGGCGGUUGGAGAACCUCAAAAUCAAAGACAAGGAAAGAGACGAGCAGAAGAGGUUACACAAAACGUUGAACAGUGGCAGAAAUUCCACUGGUUUGGAAGCACCUGAGAACACUGAGGAUGUGUGGGUGGAAGCAGGCCGCGCGAGACCAUCGACCUCUCGGGCAGUCUUGGGAGUGCAGCCGGGGCCAUCUGGUACUCGUCCAGGAAGACAGUUUCGCGGGACAAAGAAAUCCCAAGGAGCGGACUGA
This is a messenger RNA of Exophiala bonariae, 435 nucleotides long. RefSeq lists its product as uncharacterized. The record is from RefSeq and is a predicted model, not a curated record. NCBI's taxonomy places the organism in Eukaryota, Fungi, Ascomycota, Eurotiomycetes, Chaetothyriales, Herpotrichiellaceae. The transcript has a single exon. Bases 1 to 435 code for a protein of 144 amino acids.